AAACACGACACAUAACAUCCUACCCAGUGACUCAACAAUGAGACCUCCAAGAGGCCGUGGUGGUGUUGUUCGCGGCGAAGCCUAUAGGGGUCGUGGAAGAUACAUCAAAGGUCCUCCUCGGAAUGAGAUAGGUACUAGAGGUCGUCCUCCUCCUCGGAAUGAGAUAGGGACUAGAGGUCGUCCUAUUCGGUAUGAGGUCGGGCCUAGAAGUCGUCCUCCUCCUCGGUAUGAUGUGGAGACUAGGGGUCCUCGUCCACCUCGGUAUGAUGUUGGGACUAGGGUUCCUCGUCCUCCUCGGAAGCAGGUUGGGAUUAGGGGUCCUCGUCCUCAUCGGAAUGAGGUACGGGCUAGAGGUCCACGUCCUCGUAGGAAUGAUAAAGGGAUAAGAGGUAGACAAAAAGCUGUGAUCAUACCACAUAGGAAUGAAGGUGUGUUUUAUGCCAAGACUGGCAAAGAGGAUGUUAUCCUCACAAAGAACAUGGUUCCAGGACAAUCUGUUUACAAUGAGAAGCGUAUCUCCAUUCCGAAUGAAGACGGAAGCAAAGUUGAAUACAGGAUUUGGAACCCUCAUCGCUCAAAGCUAGCAGCCGCAGUCCUAGGAGGUGUUAACAACGACAUCUGGAUUGUACCGGGGGCUAAGGUUCUUUACCUAGGAGCCGCUUCAGGAACCUCAGUCUCUCAUGUUUCUGACAUUGUUGGACCUACUGGAGUGGUAUAUGCUGUGGAAUUUUCGGCUAGAUCUGCUAGAGAAUUGGUGACCAUGGCACAGAAGAGAACAAAUGUUAUUCCAAUAUUUGAAGAUGCAAGACACCCUGGCAAGUAUCGGAUGCUCGUUGGCAUGGUUGAUGUCAUUUUCUCCGAUGUUGCUCAGCCGGAUCAGGCAAGGAUUUUAAGUUUGAAUGCAGAAUAUUUCCUCAAAAUAGGAGGCCAUUUUGUGAUAUCAAUUAAGGCAAAUUGCAUAGACUCUACUAAAGAUGCUGAGAAAGUGUAUGAGCAAGUAAGGAAUGAACUCAGAGAGAAUCAGCUAAAGGCUAGAGAAGGGAUCAAGCUUGAGCCUUAUGAACGCCAUCACGCGUGUCUUAUUGGUGACUACCGAGUUCAGAAGAAACAAAACAAGUAAUA
Rosa chinensis is the source of this 1122-nucleotide messenger RNA. Its product is annotated as rRNA 2'-O-methyltransferase fibrillarin 1. The coding region runs from base 38 to 1120 and encodes 360 amino acids. The record is from RefSeq and is a predicted model, not a curated record. NCBI's taxonomy places the organism in Eukaryota, Viridiplantae, Streptophyta, Magnoliopsida, Rosales, Rosaceae. The transcript has 7 exons. Gene Ontology annotation, cellular component: nucleolus; box C/D methylation guide snoRNP complex; small-subunit processome. Gene Ontology annotation, molecular function: RNA binding; histone H2AQ104 methyltransferase activity; rRNA methyltransferase activity. Gene Ontology annotation, biological process: box C/D sno(s)RNA 3'-end processing; rRNA methylation.